UUCGCAUCGCGCGAGUAUGGUAUAAGAGAACCUGGGAUGUGGAGGCGUCGCCAGUCACACUGACUUUCUGUGAGCAACACGCGUGCAUUUUUUAAAGGGACUCCUUCAUUAGGUCGCCCAAGAUGAGAGGGACCUCGCUGAUGCUGCUGGGUGCAGUGGCGUUGGCCGCAUGCAUCAGUGGUCAUCCCUACUCGAAGAUCGCCGAUGGUACCCUCUUGGCCGACGGAUAUCACUAUAAGAAGUCCUCCUCGAGUUCGAAUUCCAACAGCUACAGUCAGUCGAACGAGGAUAACGUGGAAGUCUCAGGGGUGCUGGGUGGCCAGACCUACAGCGGGGUCAAGAAUUCUGGUUACAGCACCAGUGGAGGAAGUCAUAGCCAGAGCAGCAGCUACUCUUCGGGUACCUUGAACGGUGCCGUGCCAAUAGGGUUGCUGGGAAGUUCCAGUCAAUCCUAUUCAGGAGCGUCCAGCCAGCCAUCUCCAUCGGAAGUUGGAUACGGCUCAUUGGGUCACCCUGGAACCGGAGACCUGAGUCUGGGUGGAGAGGUUGGCUCCUCUUCAGGGUCCUUCAGCUCCUCAUCCUUCCAACCUGCUGAAACGUACGGAAUUAAAGGAGGAGUAGCUACCUCCUUCGGAAGUUCCUCAUCCGGGGCGUCCAACGGAUUUGCUCAAGGCUCUGCAUCCAGCUCGGCAAGCUCCAAUGCUCAGGUCGGAUCCAACGGAAAUCUGUACGGACUGGAUGCUUCGAAUGGGUUGUCCAACUCCAUCGGCCAGACUCAGUCAGGACAAUACCAGGGAGUGGGACAGGAGUCGUCAAAUGUCCUUGACCAGUCCCAUAUAUCUGGACAUUAUGGAACUUCUGGCUCCAGCCAGGUUUCUUUGGGAACUGUUGGUCAAUCUGGGUCCUCUGGAUAUGAGAAUGCUGGAUCCAGUCAGGCUUCUCUCGGAACUGUCGGUCAAUCUGGGUCCACUGGGUACGGGAAUGCUGGUCCCAGCCAAGGCUCCCUGCAGUACUGGUGGAAUGGACCCGAGAGUCCUUUUGGACCUAAUGGCAGGCCCUCUGGAGGAUGCUCCAGCAACGGAUGUUCUGCCAGUGGGACCUUUGACCUCGGCAAAGGAAGUGGAGCCGCUCAGGGAUCUUCUCAAGGAAGCCACGUCGCGAUCAACAUCCAAGGCAAUCCCUUCCUGAGCCAAGGAUCCUCUGGGGGCAAGUUCUCAGGGUCCAGCUCCUUUGGGACCACCGCCUCUUCGGGAAGCACCCAUGGAGUCCAGUCUGGCCAUGUCAACCUGUCUCAGAACCCCUUCUUCGGGGUCGGUCUUGCUCCCAGACCCUUCCAGCCGGCUCCAACUGCUGCUGGACCCUCCACUGCGUCCGCAGGGGCAUCUUCAUCUGCAUCUGCAUCCUCCUUCGCGAGUUCAUCCUCCAACGCCCAGGUUCCCCAUGUGAUCGGCCUUGAAAAUCCGUUCCUUCAGCCUGGUGCCGGUUCCGGGACCACCCAGCUUCCUCACGUUCCUCAGACCCCGACUUAUCCUGGAACCACAGGCACCGCUGGCAUUGACGUGGCUCCUGGCAAUCCUUUCUUGAGACCUGGAUCAGGAUCUUCCGUUGUGGUUCCCGUUAUCCCCUUGAUUACUCCCACCUCGCCUGGGUAUGAUGGGGCCCACUCUCAGCAACCUGCACAGAUCCCCAUAGAUCAGAGCCAGAUCACGCAGACGCCAGACUUCUUCGGCACCAAUUUGGUACCUGAUCAUUCCCAACAAGGACGUCCCGAUGCAGAAGGUGGACUCACUGUCAGCUGCAGCGGGGCUGGCAGGAUUUGCGUCAACAAGAAUCUUUGUCAUAAUGGCUUUGUCAACACCAACGGAGCUGGCAUCAUGCAAGUCAGAUCUGGGAUUCAGCAGUGCGACAUCAACCGUCAGGUUUGCUGCACCAUUCAAGGCUAUUCAGGGGUUCCAACCCAAGUUGGGAUCGUCCACGGGGUCGAUUUCUCUUCGACUUCUUCUGCGGAAUCGUCUUCGUACGCAGGACACGAAGAGGGCAGUCAUCAAAGCACCCAUCACGGGCAGGAGCAGUCUCAGGAGGGACAGUUUGACAUAUCGAGCCAUGGCGUCCAAUAUACGACUCAGGGUCCAACUGGUCAGUCCACGAUCAAAACCAGUUUCGGAAAUGGAGCGAUCUCCGGAAGCCAGAGUGGAGAUGGCUUAAUCCACGUGGUGGGUACCAAAAAUCCCACCGCCACCACGAUCGGAAAUGGCCUGAUCCAUGUGACCACUUCCGGGACCAGUGACCUCUUCGGCCAUAAGUCUGGAAGCACCUACGAGCAAGGUGUCCAUAAGCAAACCGCAACGAGCGUGUUCGACCAACACGUGCAGACUGCAGAUAAGUUUGGAGGAGAUCUGAACACUGGAGAGCCUGGUUACGUGUACCCUAAUGCAGGAGCUGAGAAUAUGCCAUACUUGCCACCCCUGGGUAGCGAUUCGUCCAGCAACGUUCCUUCCUUUUCUCAACCACCCCGGGAAAACGACGGUGGUGCCAGCGAUGCGGAUUCGAAAGUGCUACCUCCAGCGGCCUUCCCACCGGCUCCAGAAGUCCCGCCACAGGUCGGAUGUGCUGCCGCCUUGAUUUGCGUCGAGGAGAAAUUCUGCACCAUGGGGGGAGUUAUCAGCACGGAGCCGAUUACGCUCACCAGCGAGCAGAUCCUGAGACGAGUCCCUUUGAGCACAUGCAAGAAUCCGGAUAACGGAAUCAUUGGAAAGUGCUGCCGUGAUCCCAAUUACGUCGACCCGUGGCCCACGGGCAAUCUUCCGGCCAACUACUCGGGCGGGUUCGACGAGCAAGGCUUCCCAACUUUCCUCAACAUCGCCAAGACCCGGCCACCGAAGAAGCCCUCUACUAAGACGCCGCAGCAAACGAAGCCCCUGCAGCCGACCAAGACGUUUUCCAGGCCGCAUUUCAACCUGCCCCAGUUACCCCAACUGCCAGUUAAUCCUUUCCUCAGACCAAGCCACAAGCCUCAGGUCACGACCCCUGCACCUGAAUUCUCAUCGCCAGCUCCCAUUCCGGACACUCCUCCACCAACUUUUCUUCAGAUCCCGACCAGACCACCCGUAGCUCCCUUCCCUAGUUUGCCGGAUUCGUCAUCGGGACGCAAAUCCCCGGUCAAGACCAGCUAUCAUCCGGACUCCAGCAACCAGAGCCCUGUCUUUAUCACACCCCAUACCCCUGGGUCUCAGUGUGGACUGAAGAACAAAGUACAACGCCCAAGUGACUUAAGCGACGUCGACGUUGCUUUUGGUGAGAUCCCAUGGCAAGCAAUGGUGCUGUCGAACCGGGAUCGAAAAUUAUUAUGUUCUGGAGCUAUUGUGGCCCCAAAUGUCGUAGUGACUGCUGCUCACUGUGUGGAAGGGUUCGGAGCCAAUGAAGUGUCCAUCAAAUCUGGAGAGUGGAAGCUGGGCUACGAGCUGAAAUAUGAGGAGCCUCUUCCUUUCGAGAUUGUAAACGUGGCCUCUAUUGUGCCACAUCCUGGAUAUUAUUCCGGUGGUCCUAGCUACGAUUUGGCGAUGCUUUUCCUGGAACAUCCCCUGAAGUUGGACCAGCACGUCGACACUUUGUGCAUCGGAGAGCAACCCCAACCUCAGCCAGGAAAGAAGUGCAUAGCUACUGGAUGGGGGAAGACCGUCCUGCAAGUCAAUGUCGCUGGAGCUUUGAUGCAUGGCAUCGAUGUGGAUCUGUUGCCGUCUGACGAGUGCAGUCAACGCGUCCAAAAUGCCGAAUCUCACAUAGACUUUGACGAAACCCUGGUUUGUGCAAAACCCCAUCUGCAAAGCAACAACAUGUGCCAGGUUGACGUCGGUGGACCUUUGGCAUGCGACCGUGGGGAUGGAAACUAUGAACUUACCGGAGUCUACAGCCAAGACACGGGAUGUUUGCCUACCAAUCAGGUCGCCACGUUUGCCCUGAUCGACACCGACUGGAUCAAGAAGAUGAUGAGUUCUCCACCCUCGAAUGAAGUCACUCCACACUCUCAUGAGCCAUAUUUGCCGCCCAGGGUGGAACAACAUGUCGAAAGUCAUAGCCAUGUCCAACAACCCUGUGACUGCCAGAAGAGCGAAUUACCUUCCGAAACUAAUCAGUACUUACCUCCCGUGUAGAUGGGAACGACUGAAAGGAACCUUCGUGCAAAGGGUACUACUGAUACACAUACUCCCUCGAUGUGUGGAGCCCAACCUGUAACAGUCGCUGUACAUCGAUACAAAUGAUUAAUUAUUAAUUAUUAAUCGGCCCUGACAUUUUCUUGCCUUGCAGUAAACGAUUGCUCCCAGCAAGGCCAGAAAAGUGUGUGACCAGGCUGCGCGUCUAGACUAAGUCUAAGCUAGGGAUUGUUACAUUGAUGUACACUUUCAAAAAGCUACAAUGUCUGAUUUCUUAUUAAUUUAUGUAUCCUAAGUGUUACGUUUAGGAGUACGGUAACGAAUUAGGGAUAGUGCAUCCACUGGUAUGCAUAUUGUCGAGCUUUCGAUACUAGGUCGGUGUCUCGAGGAUGUCAAGAUGCACUCGGCUCGUCCAUUCCAUCGGAAUUGUAUUUAUGCAGUCGUUAAGCUGGAAUUAGAACGUAAUAGCGUUAUCGAUACGAGAUCGUGCAUGUAUAUUGGUUAUUGCUUAAAUAUAAUCUGUAUUACUGUGAUAGAAAAA
Messenger RNA from Orussus abietinus, 4692 nucleotides. RefSeq names its product hornerin (gene scaf). The transcript is spliced from 10 exons. The record is from RefSeq and is a predicted model, not a curated record. The coding region runs from base 123 to 4151 and encodes 1342 amino acids. Lineage: Eukaryota; Metazoa; Arthropoda; Insecta; Hymenoptera; Orussidae. Gene Ontology annotation, molecular function: serine-type endopeptidase activity. Gene Ontology annotation, biological process: proteolysis.